AUGGCUCCCAAGAAGAAGGGUAACAAGAAGGGCAACGAUGACUGGGAGGCUGAGCUGGGCGAGUCCAUCACCCCGGCCGCCGAGCAGCCUGCCGAUGCGGCGGAUGCCAACGUUGACGGCGCCGAGGACGAAGACGACGAGGCCGGAGGUGGUCUGAUGGCCAUGUUGCGCAAGCGCAAGGAGAGGCGCAAGCAGAAGGGUCUUCCCGAGGAGGAGCAGGCGGAGACUACAGGGGAGCCAGACCUCUCGCACGUGCAAACGGCUCAGGAGGCCAACGCGGACGACGAAUUUGCCCUGCCAGAUAAGAAGGGCAAGGGCGGCAAGGGAAAACAGGCCCAGCAGAAGAAGGGUGGUGCCCCGGCGGCUGAUGGCGACGACAAUGGCGCCGAGACGAACCGUGUCCUGACCAAGGCGGAGAAGGAGAAGCUCAAGAAGGAGCGUGAGAAGCAGCGUAAGAAGGAGCAGGCUGCCAAGAAGAAGACGCCUGGUGCUGCUAAGGCUCCCGAGGCUGCUGCGCCUGUACAAAAGGAGGAGGCUCCAUCCCCUACCCCUGAAGCGGCUCCCGCGGCGGAGACUGGCGGCAAGAAGAAGAAGAUCCCCGCUCAUCUGGCUAUGAUCCAGAAGCAGCAAGAGGAGAUGCGUCUCAAGCGCGAGGCCGAGGAGAAGCGCAAGGCCGAAGCCGCAGCCCGUGCCGCCGAGCUGGAUCGCCUCGAGGAGGAGGAGAUCAAGCGCAGGGAGGAGGCCAAGGCCCUGAAGAAGCAAAAGGAGAAGGAGAAGAUUGAGCAGCUCAAGAAAGAGGGCAAGUUCAUGACAAAGGCCCAGAAGGAAGAAAAGCUCCGCAAUGAGAGGAAGCUGCAGCAGAUGAUCGAGGCCGGUAUCCAGAUUGGACCCUCGGACGAAGCCGACAAGGAGGCGAAGAAGGCGAAGAAGGCCGCUGAGACCAAGGUCAAGAAGAGCAAAACCCAGCAAAAGCUCGAUGAGGAGAAGGCCCUCGCCGAGGCUGCCGAGCGCGCACGCGCAAAGGCCGAGCAGGAGCUCAAGGAGGCUGAAGAGAAGGCUGCUCGCGCCAAGGCUGAGGCCGAGGCCAAGGCCGCCGCCGAAAAGAAGGCUGCAGAGAGCGACAUUGAAGAUGACUGGGAAGCGGCAGCUGCUUCAGACGACGACGUCAAGGACAGCUGGGACGCCGAGUCAGGGGAUGAAGUUGCCAAGGCCAACGGUGGUGUCAAGAAGGAUGGCGAGGAAGAAGAUGACAAUGAAGACGAUAGCGAAGACGACAGCGAGGACUCGGAAGACGAGGAGCGCAUCUCAGCGGCUCGUGCUGCCGAGGCACAGCGCAAGAAGGAGGCGGCAGAGCGUCGUGAGAAGGCUCACCAGGCUGCCUUGGCUGCCCGGUCAAAGGACAACCUGCGCUCACCCAUUUGCUGUAUUCUUGGUCACGUCGAUACAGGAAAGACCAAGCUCCUCGACAAGGUCCGCCAGACUAACGUCCAGGAGGGCGAAGCCGGUGGUAUCACGCAGCAAAUCGGUGCUACGUACUUCCCCGUGGACGCCAUCCGUCAAAAGACGGCCGUCGUCAACAAAGACAACAGUUUCGAGUUCAAGGUCCCCGGUCUCUUGGUCAUCGACACACCCGGUCACGAGUCUUUCUCCAACUUGCGUUCUCGUGGCUCAUCCCUUUGCAACAUUGCCAUCCUGGUUGUCGACAUCAUGCACGGUCUCGAGCCCCAGACCAGGGAGUCGAUCCAGCUCCUCAAGGACCGCAAGACUCCCUUCAUUGUCGCGCUGAACAAGGUUGAUCGUCUCUACGGAUGGAAGAAGAUUGACAAUAACGGCUUCGAGGAGUCACUGGCCAUGCAGAGCAAGGCCGUCCACAACGAGUUCCAGACACGUCUCGAGAAGACCAAGCUCGAGUUUGCCGAGAUGGGUUUCAACUCGUUCCUCUUCUACGAGAACCCGUCGCUGAAGAACAACGUUUCCCUGGUGCCCACCUCUGCCCACACGGGUGAGGGUGUGCCCGACAUGCUCAAGCUCAUUCUCCACCUGACCCAGGAGCGCAUGACGUCGUCGCUCAUGUACUUGUCCGAGGUCCAGGCCACCGUCCUCGAGGUCAAGGCUAUUGAAGGUUUCGGUAUGACCAUUGAUGUCAUCCUGUCCAACGGUAUCCUGCGCGAAGGCGACCGCAUCGUCAUCUGCGGUACCGAAGGCGCUAUCAAGACAAACAUCAGGGCGCUUCUCACGCCGGCACCUCUCAAAGAACUACGUCUCAAGUCACAAUACGUGCACAACAAGGAGGUCAAGGCUGCUCUUGGUGUCAAGAUCAGCGCCCCCGGCCUCGAGGGUGCCAUCGCCGGCUCGAGGCUGAUGGUCGUCGGCCCCGACGAUGACGAGGAGGACAUUGAGGAAGAGGUCGAGGCCGAUCUUGCUCAGCUUCUCAGUCGUGUUGAGAAGUCCGGUCGCGGUGUCUCUGUCCAGGCCUCCACGCUGGGCUCCCUGGAGGCUUUGCUCGACUUCUUGAAGGAGUGCAAGAUUCCCGUCGCCAACGUCGGCAUCGGCCCCGUGUACAAGCGUGACAUCAUGCAGACCGGUGUCAUGCUGGAGAAGAGCCCCGACUACGCCGUCAUGCUCUGCUUCGACGUCAAGGUCGACAAGGAGGCCAUGGCGUACGCUGAGGACCAGGGCAUCAAGGUCUUCCAGGCCGACAUCAUCUACCACUUGUUCGACGCCUUCACCAAGCACAUGGACGACCAGCUUGCUCGUAAGAAGGAGGAGUCCAAGAUGCUGGCCGUGUUCCCCUGCGUUUUGAGGACUGUUGCUGUCUUCAACAAGACAACCCCCAUCGUUGUUGGUGUAGACGUCAUCGAGGGCCAGCUGAAGAUCAACACCCCCAUCGCCGCCGUCAAGCACACUGCGAACGGCAAGGAGAUUGUGAGCAUCGGCAGAGUUACCUCCAUCGAGCGUGACCACAAGCAGAUCCCCGUCUGCAAAAAGGGUCAGCCCUCGGUCGCCGUCAAAAUUGAAAUGGGCAGCAACCAGCCCACGUACGGCCGUCACCUGGAGGAGACUGACCAGCUGUACAGUCUCAUCUCGCGCAAGAGCAUCGAUACUCUGAAGGAGUUCUACCGCAAGGACGUGAGCAACGACGAGUGGCAGCUGAUCAUCAAGCUCAAGCCUCUGUUCGAUAUUUAA
Messenger RNA from Emericellopsis cladophorae, 3186 nucleotides. Its product is annotated as translation initiation factor 5B. Gene Ontology annotation, molecular function: translation initiation factor activity; GTP binding; GTPase activity. The record is from RefSeq and is a predicted model, not a curated record. Lineage: Eukaryota; Fungi; Ascomycota; Sordariomycetes; Hypocreales; Bionectriaceae. The coding region runs from base 1 to 3186 and encodes 1061 amino acids. The transcript has 4 exons.